AUGUCGAGGGCAAAUAUUCGCGUCACGAGCACCACGAAUAUCGGGCCGCUGACGACACCAUACAGGCCGCCUGAUGAGUGCAUCACGGAGCUCUACGUCGCGCAGUCAUACGAUACGACAAAAGUGCUCUUCUCGGGAUACGUGCAGUCAGAUUGCAAGCCCAGCGGAUAUGCAUCUGCGUACGCAAAACAGCUUAAUCCUGUUAUGAGCCCGGGUAACUCAUGCCCGUACGACUACCUCGCUGCUUGCACAUAUACUGGAGCGAGCGUCACUUUUGCGUCGUCGAACCAAACAGCUGCUCCGUGGGACGCUCUGGAGCCUUUUGAGAUUGCAGUUGGAUGUUGCCCAUUCGGCUACUCUUGCGGUCCAUUACCGUACGGAUGCACACUACAGAUGGACGCUGGCACCACCAAAGCCACCCCCAUCGGCACGAAUGGAUCCCCAGUUACCAUCACUAUUGAUUCUACAACAAGAGGUGGCGCCACAGCCCUUGGUGUCAUCUAUGUCUCGCAGCAGUCUGGUCACAGCUCGCUGCCCACGAAAACCGCCUCUCCAUCCCGCGACUCAUCCUCCUCUUCAGACACAUCUUCUUCCAGCGACUCAGGCCUAUCGAUUGGUGCCAAAGCCGGCAUCGGAAUCGGCUCCGCAGCAGCUUUUCUUCUUUUAUCCAUGGCCAUAUUUAUGAUUUUGCGCUACCGCAAAGGAUCCAAGAAAUCAACAAUGCCCCGCGAUGGCGAGGCCCAACCAUACCACGGCGAGCCGUACGCUGGGCAAGACCACGCCGUGCACAACGAACCACCACCAGCAUUUACAGCCCACCAUGCAACAGCAGCAGCCGCCGCCGCAGCAGUAGUGUACCCGAAUGAAAAAUACCCCAUGAUCCCCGAGGAUUCUGCUGUGGUUUAUUCAAACGAGAAAAAGGAAGAAGAAGGAUCAUUGGAUAAUGAAAUAUCUGAGCUCGACGGAAUCGACGGCGUCACUAGCGGCCGUAUCUCCGAGCUGCCAGCCGAGACAAAUCGCACUUCGUGGCUGCGCAGCGUAUACUCGGUUGAGCUAGACGCGGAAAAGCCGCUACCAAAACGGCCAGAUGAGGACCAGGAUGACGAGCAGCCCAAGGAUGACGAGGUUUAUGAGGUUGGAUCGUAG
Molecule: messenger RNA, 1146 nt
Organism: [Torrubiella] hemipterigena
Lineage: Eukaryota; Fungi; Ascomycota; Sordariomycetes; Hypocreales; Clavicipitaceae
Source: the annotation of a GenBank genome assembly